This is a messenger RNA of Capsella rubella, 715 nucleotides long. RefSeq names its product glycine-rich protein A3. The coding region runs from base 1 to 507 and encodes 168 amino acids. The transcript has 2 exons. The record is from RefSeq and is a predicted model, not a curated record. Lineage: Eukaryota; Viridiplantae; Streptophyta; Magnoliopsida; Brassicales; Brassicaceae.
AUGGGUAAAGACAAGCACCAUGAACAAGACAAAGGAUUCUUCUCACAUCAUAAUCAUCACGGACAUGGGUAUCCGCCUGGAGCUUAUCCUCCUCCACCACCGGGAGCUUAUCCUCCACCGGGAGCUUACCCUCCACAAGGUUACCCUCCACCGGGAGCUUACCCUCCACAAGGCUAUCCACCCGGCGCUUAUCCACCUCCUCCUGGCGCUUAUCCUCCUGCCGGUUAUCCCGGACCGUCCGGUCCACGGCCAGGUCUUGCAGGAGGAGUCGGGGGACUAAUAGCAGGAGCGGCAACAGCUGCCGCGGCCGCAAUGGGAGGUCACCACGCAGGUCAUCACGGAGGUUACGGCCACGGAAAAUACAAAAGAGGGUUCUUCGGAGGUGGCAAGUACAAGCGAGGGAAGCACAGUAUGUUCGGAGGUGGUAAGUACAAGCGUGGUAAGCACGGCAUGUUCGGAGGCAAACGAGGCAAGCAUGGCAUGUUCGGACGAAGGAAGUGGAAAUGAUUCAUAUAUAUCUCAUUCAUCUCUACAUAUAUUAUCGUAUAUAACAUCUUUAUAUAUUAAGCUUAAUAUAUAUUUAUAUAUUUAAGGGUCAUGUCACAUGUGUGUGUGUGUUAUUUUGUUUGUUUAUAUGUUAUCUAUGAAACUCGUUAAUUUAGUUAAGUUAUGGUUAUGAAUGCUAAAAGUUGAGAUGCUGUACAAUUUGUGUAUA